AUGGCACCCCCACCACCAGUCAAUGCCUCCCCCAAUUCGCUGCCGCCAAAGCUGCUAGCCCUGUCUAACCUGGGUGGUAUCGGUCUGAUCAUUGGUGGCUACUUUGGACUGAAAUCGCUGAUGGAAUUGGCGCCUACUGCCUCAAAUACUACUGCUUUGCCUCCCUCGGCUCAGGCGCCAACGCUGGCUCUGCUGUCUGUCCCUACCAUCACCCUGGCCUCAGACCAACCGCGAAAGAUCUCUAAUACCCUGACCAAGCUGCUGCUGCUGCUAGACUACGCUCAACCAGCACCGGUGGGUAAGAAGUUCCACCAUCGCCAAGAUCUGGGGCUGCUGGUUACACUGGUGGGCCUGGGAACUGAGGCAUCACUGAGAGAUAAACGGUUUGCUCUUUACGCAAUGACGGGAGCGCUGCUGGGCUCGCAAUGGCUGAUUGCCAACGUCGUACGCUGGCUCGAUUAUAACAACUUCAAUCCGCUGUGGAAGGAAGCGUUCCGCCGCAAUGCAAUACUGGGUAAUCGGUUUUUGGAAUUGGCCAAUUUUGACCCGCAAUCGCAUGUGUGGCAGCAAUUCAGCAACUAUCUUGAGCUUGAUAAUGGCGAUAAUCUGAUCGAACGGUUUAUUGAGUUGUUGAACGAGACUACGGCGCCUCCCGCUGAGGAAGGACCUCCGGCUAAGCUUGAACACCGCAAACUGACUCCGUUGGGACCUACAGCUUAUGCACCAGCUCCACUUAAUCGGCCCAUCUCCUACAUCGAUCCUAAUUACUACCGCCAGCAGCACGCUCCUCAGAACUCGUCUCCUUUGCUUACACCGACAAACCCACACAAGUUCUUCCGCAAACACGAGCUCCACCAGAACUAUAUCCUGCCGCAUGCCAAAGCUAAUCGUCUGAACCUGAUGGAGAAUAUCUCGGUGAAGAAAGACCUGCGCAAGUCUGGUAUAUUUAAUAUGGUAAGAGGGAAACUCUCAAGCAAAGACCACCUGUUCUCGACUACUCAUUUGUCGACGAAUGUGGCUAAUUAUACUGUACAACAACCAGUGCCUAAACUGGUGGAAGUGCGCCGGGGAGCGCUGCCGCUGCCAAUCCGCCGCCUGCUUGAGCUGGAAAUCCUGCCAUUUGAUAGCACUCCUCGCAAACAACCGCCUCCGCCGCCUCCUCCACCUGCUGAUACUGUACCUCCACCGCCGGUACCCUCGGUUCCCCCGCCACCGAAACCGACUCUUGUGCCGCCAGUACCGCCUCCAGUACCGUCUAUCCCGCCACCAUCGUUAUUUGCCGAACACGGAGUGCCUCCUUUACCCACUGAGGCUCCACCGUCGCCACCGAAACCGCCAUCAGCAGGGGUGAUAUCUUCCCCUCGAGGUGACCGCAUUCUCGAUGAAAAGUACUGGCCAAAGAAAGACCUGAUGUUCCACCACUCGAAAGUGAUCCUUGUCUCUCGGGAUAACCUGACGUUCGUCCCUGUAGCGGUACCUCCCGAUGAGCUUCACCUGGGUCCGAUGAUUAAAGAACUCAUUUCCAAGGCGCUUCAACUACCACUGGCUCCGUUUACCGUCCAUUUAACCGAUUUCUAUGCUCGUGAAGGUAACGCAUUGCCUGAGCCUGUACUCUUAGAAGUGGUACGAGGAAUGAACUUAGUGAAGCUUAUGGUGAAACUGGAGGCGGGGCUGCCGAGUGUCAACACCUACCUGACCAAUUCACUGGACCUGCGGCUGUUUGAGAUUAAAGGUGAUAACGACAAGAUCUACCCCGCCACUCCUCAGUACUUGCUUCAACGGCCUCAGGAGGCUCCCGUUACUGAUUACUGGAAUUGUAAGGACCCGUUAGAGACUGGAGCUUCGGUACAACUGCCUCCAGAACCACUGAAAGCUCACUACUUCCCAUUACGACUUCCGGUACCCACUGCUACUCCAGGGGCAUCCUCCACUCCUAAGAAGGCCGCAGAACCGCCCAACCUACAGAUCAAUACUCAGGACCCGCCUCAGUCUCGUUCAUUGCCGCCUUCAUCUACAUUACCGCCGCCGCUGACAACAUCACAACCAGCGCUGUUCCGGGUGAUUCGCCGCGAAGAGGGCCGUGAAAUCGAUUUUGAUAAGCGCCGCAAGUCGCUGGUGGAGGCUAAGGCACCGAAAUUGAUCCCUAACAUCUACACAUCGUCGCUCCAAACCGACCUGAUCCGCCUGCCAGUGCUGGCACUGACAAUACAAACGGCCAAGGACGACGGCAAUAAGCUUCCCUUGGUACCCACACCCGACCAGCCGCGUGCCCCAUUAUUGCCUGAUGUUAAACUGACCCUGCCCCAGCCUGUAGGCGGUAGUGUUACCCGUCUGGUUUCUAGUCUGCGCUCGGGUCUGCGUCCUGGUCUGCGUAAUCUGGAAUUGCGCCGCCAGGGGCUGACGGGGAGUGCCAUCAUUGCUAAGAGACUGGCACCACCACCACCUGACCGCCAACUGCUGGUGCUGAGACUGCUGAGAGUGCUGAUGCUGCGCCAACUGCUGCUUAACCGUAUCCCUAUUCUGAGACUGGCAUCGCGUCGUCUGGAGCUGUUCUCAUUCAAAGAGAACCUGAUUUCGUUUGCUGAUGCUCCGGCGUUCUCUGACAGCGGCUCCGAUGACUUCUUUGCCAAACCGUUGGAUAGUCAACUGAGUGAUACCGAUUUCUUCGCUAAACCGAUGCCGCAACAGAAACAACAACAACGAGCCGUUAGUGAUGGUGACUUCUUUGCCAAGCCAAUCAAGAAACCACCACCUCCUCCUCCUCCUCCAACAGCAGGGAAUGACGACGAGUUCUUCAUGAAACGGAUGCCGGCGAAGCCUAAGCCCAACAUGAACUUGUUGCGUCCACCAGCGGAGGAAGUGUUUGACAACUUGGAGAAGUACUUCCCUAACACCAACCUCGAUAAACCGAUCAUUGAGGAGAGAAGAGUUGAUGACGAUGCUAAGCACCAGGCUCAAGGUAUUGCCAAGACAUUCUCUAGUGCCAAUUUGCCGCUGCCGCAAGCCCUGACAGUACCUAAUGAUGAUGGUGACGUCUACUAUAACACUGCCAUUGAAAACAAGCCCAUGCGGCGGAUGAAGACCAUCAGAGGCGUGGCCAUCGAAGCGCGUACCCGGUUGCUUGCUGGUAAACGGGCGCCUCCAGUGCCUCACUCCGUUGACAACCUGGCAGAGAAUCUGUGGGUGCUGACACCACCGCCUCAAUUUAAUUUGGGACGGCUGAAGACGAAGAUGUGGGGUCAACGGGUGACUGAAGUGACUCUGAGUGAAAUUGAACGAGGCGUGGUGCUGAAUAUUCAGGGUAAGAACGGGCUGUUUGACCGAUUUGUAUGGAUUAAAGGUGAGCUUAUUGGUCGUGGUUCAUUUGGUUGUGUCUAUCUUGGGUUUAACGUUACCACUGGUGAAAUGUUGGCUGUGAAACAAGUGGAAGCCCAAGUGGACCACCGCUCCAAGACGAUGCUGAACCAUGGCGGGAUCUUGGCGUUGCACAAAGAAGUGGAAACAAUGAAGGAUUUAGUGCACGAUAAUAUCGUCCAGUACCUUGGCUACGAACAAAAGGGAAACUUAUACAAUAUGUUCCUUGAAUACGUAUCAGGGGGACUGGUGCUGGCCAUUCUCAAACAGUUUGGUAAGUUUGACGAAGGCCUUAUUCGCCAUAUCACCCGCCAGGUGUUGAUGGGGCUCCAAUACAUUCACAGCAAUGGCAUUUUGCACCGGGAUAUGAAGGCUGACAACUUAUUAUUGGAAGUGGACGGCACGUGUAAGAUCUCCGAUUUCGGUAUCUCCAAGCGGUCGAAGGAUAUUUACUCCAAUAAUGCCGAAAUGUCGAUGCAGGGCACGGUGUUCUGGAUGGCUCCCGAAGUGAUUGACUCGAUUGUCGAGGACAAAAAGCAGGGGUACCUGGCCAAGGUGGAUAUCUGGUCACUUGGAUGUGUUCUACUUGAGAUGUACGCCGGCCACCGCCCUUGGCUGAAUGAAGCCGUGGUCAGUGCCAUCUACAAAAUUGGUAAAACCAAGCUUGCUCCUCCCAUCCCCGGUAAUAUCGAGAUCUCUCAAGAAGCCCGCGAGUUCAUCGCUGCCUGUUUUACCAUUGAUCCCAACCUUAGACCCACGGCCCUGGAGUUGUUAAAACACCCGUUUAUGGCUGAAGACCCAUCUUUCCGCUUUGCCGAUACUCGCCUUGCAAAAGAGAUUUUACAAGCUACUCGCAAAAAGGGACUUGUCCGACAAUAA
This is a messenger RNA of Diutina rugosa, 4233 nucleotides long. RefSeq names its product mitogen-activated protein kinase kinase kinase (gene BCK1). The record is from RefSeq and is a predicted model, not a curated record. NCBI's taxonomy places the organism in Eukaryota, Fungi, Ascomycota, Pichiomycetes, Serinales, Debaryomycetaceae. Gene Ontology annotation, biological process: protein phosphorylation. Gene Ontology annotation, molecular function: protein kinase activity; ATP binding. The transcript has a single exon. The coding region runs from base 1 to 4233 and encodes 1410 amino acids.